CACUUGUAAAUUCACUGCCUUCUUCGCCGCUUAAACCCUCCUCAAUUCCCUCCGCGCUCGCGCACACACACUCACACGCAGAGUCCUAACCCAUAUCUCCAUUGCGUAACUCAUAGAGGAUUUUGAUCAAACAGUUGAAAUGCAGCACAACCAAAGAGAAAAUUAGCAGAACCAAGCUUUUUUUUCCCACUCCAAGUUUCAACUCUAACCAUUUCACAAUGACGAUACACUCGGUUGUGAUCCAGAAACUGUUGAGUACAAACGCCCACUUGGGGCGGCGUGUGGCGGCGCACCACUUCAAAAUCUACUCCUGCGGAGCCCGAAACGCAAUGACCAUAAUCGACUCCGACAAAACCCUGAUCUGCCUUCGAAACGCCUGCCAGUUCAUCGGAAACCUCGUCCGCGCAAAGGGUAAAUUCCUCUUCGUGAACACCAACUCACUGUUCGACGAAAUUCUUGAUCAGAUGACCUAUAGAAUCGGCUGCAAAAUCGAUAAUUCUUGGAAACUCGGAGGUUUUUUGUCCAAUUCUUCGAGCCCGAAGAAAUUUAGGGGACGGAAUAAGAAAUUGAAUCUGGGUGCGGUGGAGCCGCCGGAUUGUGUGGUGAUUUUUGACACUGAGAGGAAGUCUUCGGUGAUCUUGGAGGCGGAUAGGCUGCAGAUUCCGAUAGUUGGUUUGGUGGAUUCGAGUAUGCCGUGGGAUACGUAUAAGAGAAUUACGUACCCGGUUCCGGCUAAUGAUUCAGUGCAGUUUGUGUAUCUGUUUUGUAAUUUGAUUACCAAGACUUUUCUUUAUGAACGGAAGAGGUUUGGCGGGGCAAUGGGGGCAACUGCUAUUGCAACAAAAGCAGAAAUUCGAGAGGACGUUCAACAGAUAGAACAAAGCAAGACCAACAAGUCAAGGGAUAAAAUAUAUGUGCUUCCGUAUGAAAGCUUAGUGCCUAUGACAGAUGGUAACAAUAUGACUCCUAGGUGCUUUGUUUAUUUACUCCUUAUUGAUCCUUUUUGGGUUUGUAUAGUUGAAGGCAUAAUCAUUGGAUUGCUUCUAGUUAUUUUAUCAAAUUGCUCUCUCUUUGUUUAA
Messenger RNA from Ilex paraguariensis (yerba mate), 1079 nucleotides. The record is from the annotation of a GenBank genome assembly. Lineage: Eukaryota; Viridiplantae; Streptophyta; Magnoliopsida; Aquifoliales; Aquifoliaceae.